Molecule: messenger RNA, 1686 nt
Organism: Coccomyxa subellipsoidea C-169
Lineage: Eukaryota; Viridiplantae; Chlorophyta; Trebouxiophyceae; Coccomyxaceae
Exons: 11
Coding region: 1-1686 (561 amino acids)
Molecular function (GO): phosphoprotein phosphatase activity
Source: RefSeq, a predicted model, not a curated record
AUGAAGUUCGGCAAGCGGCUUGCAGCAGAAGCAGCACGCCGCUGGCGCCCGCACUACUUGGACUACAAAUCUUGCAAACGAGCAGUUCAGCAGGACGUUCUUGCAAAUGAUCGCUCCGGCAGCCACUUCGAGAAAGUUCUUCGGCAGGAGCUCCUUGAGAUCAGCACUUUCUAUGUCGGAAAAGAGAACGAGCUUGAGGCAAUGAUGGAGGCAGUCCGGCACAGCCCUCACAGCGGGGCGCUGCACGCGCUGCGCACAGAACUGACGGACGUGCGAAAGUACGCGGUGCUGAACUACAUCGCGGUCAUCAAGGCAGUGAAGAAGCGCAACCGCCACCUGGGCGCCAGGCUGGGCGCGGGCAGCCUGAAGCCCCUAUGCGCGCUGGACCUACUGAACGAGCAGCACUUCUACACCUCGCCAAAGCUGGCCGCGCUCUCCACGCAGGCAGAGAUCCUGCUGCAGGGAUUGGAGCCUCGGCCGCCGGCGAAUGAGCUGCAGGCGGAGUAUGACUGCCCCAUUUGCUUGAGCCUGCUGCACAACCCGGUCGUGCUCACAUGUGCCCACCGCUUCUGCUGGGGCUGCUUGCUCUCCCACUGCGCCACUACCCUCCGCUCAAGAGGCGGCAGCAGCACAAGCACAGAAACAGGGGAUGCAAGCAGAGAGUGCGGGAAGGUGGCAGUGGCUACCGGGGCGUUUGAGGACUCGGCGGCCUCCACGGUGGCCACCUACAACUGCCCAGUGUGCAGGAAGGCACAUGUCCUUGACCUUGACCGCCUGCAGGUGGACCCCCACCUGGACCGCUUCACAAAGGAUCUGCAGCAGCGCAUGACGCCGUCGCAGACCAGCACCGAGCAGCCGAGCGCGUCGCUCAUCGCGGCGGCGAAGCGCGCAGCCGACAAGCUGAUCGCGCGGGAUGACUCACUUGACCUGCCGCCGCCGGGCAGCGCCGACAAAGUCAACGCCGCCCUAGCCAGGGCUGAGGGGCAUAAGUGGAGCGCGGUGACGGUGAACAGCGUGGCAAUCUUGUGCCCUGAGACCAGGCAGGACAUGAUCAUUGAGCCCUCCAAGCCCUCCGAUCUCGCUGGUGGUUUGCUGGCGAGUGUGGUGGAGGCAGAGGAGCGGCGCAGGAGGGAGGAAGAGAUCAGCGAGUCGGUGACAUCAGCCGCUGCCCACAAGAAGAACGACGGCGAGCCUCCCCUGCUGCCUCCCCAGAAGCCGGAGCAUGCUGGGCGGUUGACGGUGGUGCUUGAUCUAGACGGGACGCUGCUGAGCAGCUUCACGCCGCGACGCGCGCCCGUGCUGCCGGCCGGAUCCACCUCUUACAUCGUCGGCCGCGGCGGCCGCCUCAAUCCUAACGGCGUGUUUGUGGUCGAGCGCCCGGGACUCACCGCCUUCUUUGACCAGCUCUGCAAGUUUGCCGAGGUUGUGCUAUUCACGGCCGGCCUGGAGGAUUAUGCCAAGCCCAUUCUGGACGAGCUGGACCGCCGCUACAACGGUGUCUUCGAGUACCGGCUGUACCGCCCGGCCACAGUCGCAUGCUCCGCCUACCCCUGCCUCAAGGACCUGUCGCGGUUGGGGCGCGACUUGCGGCGGACUGUGCUUGUGGACGACACUCCGCUGGCGUUCCUGCGACAGCCUGACAAUGGCAUCCCCAUCUUCAACUUCAGGCACGAUCCCGCCUCAUAA